Messenger RNA from Lampris incognitus (smalleye Pacific opah), 9574 nucleotides. It is a transcript of the gene ep300b, whose product is annotated as E1A binding protein p300 b. Gene Ontology annotation, cellular component: histone acetyltransferase complex; transcription regulator complex; nucleus. Gene Ontology annotation, molecular function: transcription coactivator activity; histone acetyltransferase activity; chromatin DNA binding. Gene Ontology annotation, biological process: positive regulation of transcription by RNA polymerase II. NCBI's taxonomy places the organism in Eukaryota, Metazoa, Chordata, Actinopteri, Lampriformes, Lampridae. The transcript is spliced from 30 exons. Bases 717 to 9251 code for a protein of 2844 amino acids. The record is from RefSeq and is a predicted model, not a curated record.
CCUCAGUAUUGCUUUGGAGAUCACCGUGCUUUGACUUUUGAAACCACUGUCUCCCAAUCUGAGUGAUCACCACGCGCCAGUUGACAGUAUUGGCUUUGGUAAUAUUAGGAAUUGGUAACACUGACACCAGUGAGAAAACAAAUCACGUCGAGGAAAGGAUAAUUGUCAUCGAGGUUCUCAAAACUGUUGCAUCCUUUUCUUAAAAGUUAUCACUGGGCUACGUUUGCCCCGCGUUCUUCCAUUUGUUCCCAGAGAGAGAGAAAGACCUUCCACUGGAGCGGCCUGGAGCUGAAAUACUAGAUUUCUCCCCCAGCUAUGGCGGACAGGACUGAUUUUGCCAUGGGGCAAAGGUGUUGGGACAAUUUUUAUGUCGCAGAGGAGGCUACAUGAGGUUGUCAAAGGCCCGUUCUCUUGCCUUUUCAGCCGACUCCACCUUCCCACCUCCUCCUGUUCAACUCGGAGAAAUCUGUGUGUGAAGAAACAAAAUCUCCGACAGGGGAGGGGGAUUGAUAUCUGUAGAGGGUUACAAAAAAAAAUCGAGUGGGAACUCAAGAGGAAAGAGUUUCGACAUUGCCGUGUUUUUUUCCUCCCCCUACCGUCUCCAAAAGCGGUGGGGGAAGAGCCCGAAACAUUUUUCAAGCGCGAUAAAGGAGAAGCAAACAAGGGACAUACUUUUGCCCUGUGUGGAUCUACAACAUUUUUAAUUCGUCAAAAAUAUGGCCGAUAAUGUCUUGGAGUCCGGCCCGCCUUCAGCCAAGAGGCCAAAGCUGUCCUCCCCAGCUCUUUCAGUGUCUGCCAGUGAUGGAAAUGAUUUUGGGUCACUUUUUGACCUGGAGCAUGAUCUUCCAGAUGAGCUCAUCAACUCCUCAGAGCUGGGAUUGGUCAAUGGAGGGGACCUCAGCCAACUGCAUACCAGCCUUGGAGGAGGGAUAGGAGGGAUGGGUGUGGGCGGAGGCCAGGAUGCGGCAGCCAAACACAAACAGCUCUCAGAGCUUCUCCGUGCUGGUGCACCAACCCAGCAGGGGGGUCCCAGCCCCAACAGCACUGGAGCUGCAGGCUCCAUGAGCAUGAUGGGGGCCAUGAAUGCCUCACCAGGGGGACCCCAAGCUCUGGGACCACAGGGCCAGCAGCAGCAGGCUGGACUGAUGCAGCAGGCAGGAAUGGUUGCCGGGGUGGCAGGCCUGAAUCGAACAGCAGCCAUGAUGGGUGCCCAGAAGGGCAACAAUGGACAGCAGCAGCAAGGACUGAUGGGAGGUCAGGUGAUGAAUGGGUCACCUAGAAUGGGUUACCCUGGCAAUGCGGGCAUAGGUAGUAAUAGUAAUCUGCUGGCAGAGACCCUGCAGCAGCAGCAGACAGGGAGUCAGCAGAUGGGACCAGGGGGUCCGCCUGGGAUGAGGCCACAGCAACCUGGAGCCAUGAACAAGAUGACUAUGAUGGCCAACUCGGGCCCCUAUGGUGGUCCGUAUGGCCAGCCUGCCAGCCAGGGGCUGGCUGGAGCAGGGCUGGGCCCGCAGCUCCAGAACAAAGCGGGCCUACCCAACAGUCUGGCUGCCCAGUUCAACAUAGAUAAGAAGUCACCACCAGGUCAAGGCAUGCCUGGGAUGGCCACUCAACAGCAGCAGCCGUCAGCAGUAGGUGGCGUGUCAGUAGGCGCAGCAGGAGUGGGAGGGGCCCAGGUUGGCCUCGGUGCUGUAGGGGCGGGUCCCGGCGCAGCGCCCCCUACCGCAGACCCUGAGAAGCGGAAGUUGAUCCAGCAGCAGCUUGUGCUCCUGCUCCACGCACACAAGUGCCAGCGGAGGGAGCAGGCCAACGGGGAGGUGCGACAAUGCAACCUGCCCCACUGCCGCACAAUGAAGAACGUGCUCAACCACAUGACCCACUGCCAGGCUGGCAAGUCCUGCCAGGUGGCACACUGUGCCUCAUCCAGACAGAUAAUUUCUCACUGGAAGAACUGCACGCGGCACGACUGUCCUGUUUGCCUGCCGCUGAAGAAUGCUGGAGACAAGCGGAACCAGCAAUCUCUUCUCAGCAGCGCUGGGGUGGGCCUGGUAAGUUCAUUAGGGUCCGGUGUACCAGGGGGCCAGCCGAAUACCCCUAACCUCAACCCCCCCAACCAGAUAGACCCUAGCUCCAUAGAGAGGGCCUAUGCUGCUUUGGGUCUCACUUACCAAGGCAGCCAGAUGCCACAGCAACCCCCGCAGGCCAACAUGCCUAACCAGGCACUACAGGGGCAGCCUGCAAUGAGGACCCUUAACACCAUGGGAGGAAAUCCCAUGGGGGUGAAUGGUGGAGUCGGGGUGCAGCCCCCCAACCAGCAGUCUAACCUACUACCAGACUCCCUGUUACACAACAGCAUAAGUACACAGAGUUUGUUGAAUGACGGUGUGGGCAACCUGAACUCGAUGCCCACAGCAACCCCUCCCUCGGCAGCAGGCAUGAGGAAGUCUUGGCAUGAAGACAUCACGCAGGACCUCCGUAAUCACCUUGUCCACAAGCUUGUGCAAGCCAUCUUCCCCACUCCGGACCCAGCAGCGCUGAAAGACCGGAGGAUGGAGAACCUGGUGGCGUAUGCUAGGAAGGUGGAGGGGGACAUGUACGAGUCGGCAAACAGCAGGGCGGAGUACUACCACCUGCUGGCAGAGAAGAUCUAUAAGAUCCAGAAGGAGUUGGAGGAAAAGAGGCGAACACGGCUCCAGAAGCAGGGCAUGAUGCCUAAUCAGCCUGGUAUGCCCCCGUCCGGCCUGCCUCAGGGUCCCCCCAGCAUGGGACAACCGCAUAUGAACCCUGGACAACCCCCAAAUGGCCCUCAUGCCGACCCGUCCAUGGUCCGACCCACUGGGCCGAACCAGAUGGUAAACAGGAUGCAAAACCCGGCAGGGAUGAACCAGUUCGGCCAAAUAGGGAUGCAGUCGAUGGGUCCGAGGUCGACACCUCCCCUUCCUCUGGGUGCUCAGAUGAACCAGAUGAAUAUGGGAGCAGCAAGGAUGGGCCAGCCUAACGUGGCGCAAAUACAGAAUCAGUACCUCCCUCCUGGCCAGUUUCCUGGGAGUAGUCCGGGUCUUGGCUCCGGUCCCAUGGGCAUGAACCCACCAGGGGCACAGGGGAGUAUGCCACAGCAAAACCAGAUGUCUACACCACCCUCCCUCCCAGCCAGCAGUCCUGCCACCCAGUCAAGCUCUGCUGCCACAGGCCCUGGUGCACCUGGAGGCUCUAUGGGGCCUGGUAGUGUAGGUGGUGGACCGCUACCCAAUCUCCCGCCAUCCUCCAAUACCACUCAGUCCAACGCCCACCCCCACUGCCCACCCAUCCGAACAAACUCCCCCUCACCAGCGCGUAGCCUCACACCUCAGCCCCACCAAACACCCCCUACAUUAGCCCGCUCACAAACACCACAACCACAGACGCCCAAUCCACCCCAACUGCCCCCUCCACAACCCCCACAGCAACAGCCACAGCAGCAGCAGCAGCAGCAAGCGUCACAGCAGCAACAGACACAUGGCCAGGGAGUGAACUCUGAAAAGGCCAGUCAGCAUCAGCAGCCAACGCUUGGGGGCAUGUCCUCCACAGGGCCCCAGACAGGGCAGGCUCCAUCGGUGCCUACCCAGAAUGCUCAUAUGCCAUCUCAGCUCCCACGGACCCCACUGUCUCAAAAGUCCUCUCUGACAGCGGAUGGACAGGUGUCCACUCCAGCCUCAGUUAGCAGCAAUGCUGAUCCUGGCUCCCAGCUUGCACCGGCAGACGGGCCUGCACCUGGCCAGGGAGACAUUAAGAUGGAGGUGAAGAAGCAGGAGGAGGAGGACGAGGAAGCUGAAGCUCAGGGAGAGGGCAAGGCCUCGGGAAAGAUGGGCAAGGGUCCGCCUGACACCAAACCCGAGGAGAAGCCAGAGAUAAAGAAGGAGAAACCACUGGGAGAUGGGUGUAAGGGGGAGCCAAUGGAUACAGCUUCAUCAUCAGUGUCGUCGUCAUCUUCGACUGCAACAAGUGAGGACAGAAAGCCAGAGGUGAAGAAAGAACCUGAAGAGGAGGGUUCAGGGUCAACAAGCACCAGCAGCUCCCCAGCCAGUGUUCAGAAUAAGAGAAAAAUCUUUAAGCCGGAGGAGCUGCGACAGUCUCUGAUGCCCACCUUGGAGGCUCUAUACAGGCAAGACCCAGAGUCCCUCCCCUUUCGUCAGCCGGUGGACCCCCAGUUACUGGGAAUACCCGUACGUAUUCGAACUAGUAACAAAACUAACCUGGAUUACUUUGACAUAGUAAAGAACCCCAUGGACCUGUCCACCAUUAAGCGAAAGCUGGACACGGGGCAGUACCAGGAGCCCUGGCAGUAUGUGGAAGACAUCUGGCUGAUGUUCAACAACGCCUGGCUGUACAACCGCAAGACAUCCCGCGUCUACAAGUACUGCUCCAAGCUGGCUGAGGUGUUCGAGUCUGAGAUCGACCCGGUCAUGCAGGGCCUUGGAUACUGUUGUGGGAGGAAGCUUGAGUUCUCCCCACAAACUUUAUGCUGCUAUGGAAAACAAUUAUGCACCAUCCAACGUGACGCUGCUUAUUUCAGCUACCAGAACAGUUCACCAAAAUAUGGGCUUCUUGCUGACAGGUACCACUUCUGUGAGAAGUGUUUCAACGAAAUCCAGGGCGAGAGUGUUUCCCUGGGAGACGACCCCUCCCAGCCUCAGACGUCCAUCAACAAAGAUCAGUUCCAGAGGAAGAAGAAUGACACACUCGACCCUGAGCUGCUUGUGGAAUGUAUUGACUGCGGUCGUAAAAUGCACCAGAUCUGUGUCCUGCAUAAUGACACCAUAUGGCCCUCAGGCUUUGUAUGUGACAGCUGUCUUAAAAAGGCCAACAAGACCCGUAAAGAGAACAAAUACGCGGCAAAAAGGCUCCCUCAGACCAAGUUGGGGACUUUCCUGGAGACACGAGUAAACGACUACCUCAAGCGGCAGAACCACCCAGAGUCUGGUGAUGUCACCAUCCGUGUGGUUCAUGUCUCAGACAAGGUAGUGGAGGUUAAGCCGGGCAUGAAGUCCAGGUUUGUGGACAGUGGAGAGAUGGCGGAAUCCUUUCCGUACAGGACCAAAGCCCUGUUUGCAUUCGAGGACAUAGACGGAGCAGAUGUAUGUUUCUUUGGCAUGCACGUUCAGGAGUACGGUUCUGACUGCCCACCGCCAAAUCAGAGAAGGGUUUACAUCUCUUACCUGGACAGUGUGCAUUUCUUUCAACCUCGACAUCUCCGAACAGGUGUCUACCAUGAGAUUCUCAUUGGCUACCUGGAAUAUGUCAAGAGACUAGGGUUUACAACUGGUCACAUCUGGGCCUGUCCACCCAGUGAAGGAGAUGACUACAUCUUCCACUGUCACCCAGUCGACCAAAAGAUACCCAAGCCGAAACGCCUGCAGGAGUGGUACAAAAAGAUGCUGGACAAGGCUGUGGCUGAGCGCAUUGUCCAUGACUACAAGGACAUCUUCAAGCAGGCGACAGAGGAUCGUCUUACCAGUGCCAAGGAGCUGCCGUACUUUGAGGGGGACUUCUGGCCCAAUGUACUAGAGGAGAGCAUAAAAGAACUGGAGCAGGAGGAAGAGGAGAGGAAGAGGGAGGAGAACAGUACCUCCAGCGAGAGCAUAGAUGCCACGAAAGGAGACAGCAAGAAUGCCAAAAAGAAGAACAAUAAGAAGACGAGCAAGAACAAGAGCAGUCUGAGCCGAGCCAAUAAGAAGAAGCCAGGGAUGCCCAAUGUUUCCAAUGAUCUUUCCCAGAAACUCUAUGCCACCAUGGAGAAACACAAAGAGGUUUUCUUUGUCAUCCGUCUCAUUGCUGGCCCUACCGCCAACUCGCUGCCACCCAUCACCGAGCCAGACCCCCUGAUGGCCUGUGACUUGAUGGAUGGCCGUGACGCCUUCCUGACACUGGCCAGGGACAAACACUUAGAGUUUAGCUCUCUGAGAAGGUCCAAAUGGAGCUCCAUGUGUAUGUUGGUGGAGCUCCACAACCAGAGCCAGGACCGGUUUGUCUACACCUGCAACGAGUGCAAACACCACGUGGAGACCCGGUUCCACUGCACUGUCUGCGAGGAUUAUGACUUGUGCAUCACCUGCUACAAUACUAAAGGCCAUGAACACAAGAUGGAAAAGCUGGGGCUUGGUUUAGAUGACGAGAGCAACAACCAGGCUGCUACAGCCACCCAGAGCCCAGGAGACUCCCGCCGCCUCAGUAUCCAGCGAUGCAUCCAGUCACUGGUUCACGCCUGUCAGUGUCGCAAUGCCAACUGCUCACUGCCGUCCUGCCAGAAGAUGAAGCGCGUGGUUCAGCACACCAAAGGCUGCAAGCGCAAGACCAAUGGCGGUUGUCCCAUCUGCAAGCAGCUCAUCGCCCUGUGCUGCUACCAUGCCAAGCACUGUCAAGAAAACAAGUGUCCCGUCCCGUUCUGCCUGAACAUCAAGCACAAGCUCCGGCAGCAACAGCUGCAGCACAGGCUCCAGCAGGCGCAGAUGCUGAGGAGAAGGAUGGCCAGCAUGCAGAGGGUAGGGCAGCCUGCUGGUGGCCCACCAGGAGGACCUGUUGGAAGUCUUCCGUCACCUGGGAACAAUGGCACUGCACCCAGUACUCCCACAUCCUGUGGUACCCAGCCUCCAACACCCCAAACCCCAACUCAGACCAUGCCUCCAGGUCCUCAGCAGGGCAUGGGUCCUGUGCCUGGUGGCCAGCAGCAACAGCCAAGCGGAAUGCCUCCACAAGGUGGCAUGCCUCCUCAGCACCACCUCCACCAUCAGUUCCAGCAGAUGCCAGGUGGAGGAGGUGGGGCAGGAGGGAUGAUGAGUUCUCCCCAACAUCAGCAGCAGAUGCUUCCUCAGGUCCAACAGCAACAACAAGGUGGAGGAAGUGCCACCCCUCAACAGCACCAGCAGCACCCCAACAAUGUGCCUCCCUAUGCCAACAGACCCCCAGGCUCCUCCCCAAUCCACCAGUCCCAGGGCAAACCAGGCCUGGGCCCCUCUACUCCUCCCCAGCAGCAGACUGGCGGCAAUAUUAUGGCUGGAGGUGGUCCGGGCCAGCAGCCUUCCAGCCAAGGCCAGGGUCAGCCUCCAGUGCCCCAGCAGCCUCCGUCUGGCCCUCCUCCUGCAGCUGUAGAAAUUGCCAUGAAAAUACAACAGGUAGCCGACGCCCAAAGGAAGAUGGCGCUGCAGAGACAAGCGGCACAGGCGGCGGCAGGCAUGAUGCCCACCCAUCCCCAUCACCCACCGGCUCAAGGCCAACAAAUAGGAUUGGGCCACCCAGGGGGCGUAGGGAUGGUUGGGGCCCAGGGGAUUCCACCUCAGGCUCAAGCAGCAGCUGCUGCUGCCAGGGCCCACAUGGAGCAACAGCAACAACAAGGUGCACCACCAGGGAUGAUGAUAGGAGCUGGUGGGUCUAUGCAGCAGCCUCCUCAGCAGGGUAACCUGCCACAGGGCCAGAUCCCUCCCCAGGUCCAGCUUCAGCAGCAGAGGAUGGGUGCCCCACUCCAGAGCCCCCAACAGCAGCAGCAAUGGGCCGGCCAGGGCAUGCCACCCCAGCAAAGACAGGCUAUGAUGAGCCAGAUGGGGCAUCAAGGUAUGGUGACUGCACAGCAACAACAACAGCAGCAGCAAAUGCAACAGCAGCAACAGCAAGCUCAGGGCCAUGCUGCCUUGAUUAACAUGGCACAACAGCAGCAAAGUUCUGGUGGUGGGGUUCCAGGUGGAGCUGCUCCUGGAGUCACUGGUGUCCCAGGAGCUGGUGGAGGGAACCUGCCCCAGGCAGCCCUACAGGAGUUGCUACGUACUCUCCGCUCGCCUAGCUCACCCCUGCAGCAGCAGCAAGUACUCAACAUCCUGCGCUCCAACCCCCAGCUCAUGGCUGCUUUCAUCAAGCAGAGGGCCUCCAAGUACAAAGAGGCGCAGGGAGUCCCUGGUGGACCAGGAGGUGUUCCUGGGGCUCCUGGACCUGCAGGGGUUCCUGUAGGUAACGUCAUGGCCGGUGGGGGACCACAGAUGAACGUCAGUGCUACAGGGCCUGGACAGCCGGGAAUGCACAUGCCGGGUCAGGGGGGGGUAAAUGUCAGCAUGGCCUCCAUGGCCCAGCUACAGCAAGUACAGCAGCAGCAGCAGCAGCAGCAGAGGCCAAUGCUAAACAGUUUACAACAGCAGCAAGUGGCAGCUCUCCAGCAACAGCAGCAAGGAGGAGGAAGAGGAAUGCAGGGCCAAGGACCUCAGAUGGCAAAUCUCAACAAUCCCCAGUUUAGAGAGUUGCUCAUGAGACGGCACCUCCAACAACAGCAGCAACAACAGCAGCAGCAGCAGCAACAAAUGGGAGUGGGAGCAAACCAUGGCCAGUUUCAGCAGCCACAGCCUCCCCAAGGCCAGAGUUACAUGGGCCAGCCUGGAAUGCAGCCUCCUCAGGCAGGGCAGGGCCCACCUGGCGGUCCCCCUCCUGGUCCACAGCAGCCUGGUUGUCCCCCAGGGCAGCAGGGCCAAGGCUACCCAGGAACAGUUGCCCAGCAGCAAGCCGCAGCCGCACUCCAGCAGAGGCUCCAGCACCAGCACCACCUCCAAAUGCAGCAGCAGCAGCAGAACACCAUUGCUGGCCUGCAGGGGGGAGAUGGUGGGCCAGGUGGAGGAGGUGUCGGAGGCCCCCAGCAGCCACCUCAGGGGCCACCACCACCUCAAGGAGGUCCCCAGCCUCAAUCCUCCCAGGCCCUGCUUCAACAGGUCAUCCACCAGAGGCUUCUCCAGCAGCAGCAACAGCAUCUGGGCACUGGGGGGUCACCAGCCCAGCACAGCAACCCUAUGAGCCCCCAGCAGCCACAGCAGAUGGCUCAGUCCCCACAUCCACAUCUCCAGGCCCAGACUUUGCCCACAUCCCUGGCUAACCAGGUGCGAUCCCCACAACCGUCGCCCAGACCCCAGUCGCAACCCCCCCAUUCCAGCCCUUCGCCACGCAUGCAGCCCCAGCCCUCCCCACACCACAUCUCUCCACAGACCCAGACAGGUUCACCGCACCCGGGCCACCUGAACCAGCACCAUCCCAGCAUGGUGGUCCCUUCACAACAACCACCACAACAGCAGCAACAACAGGCAGCAACCCAACAGCAGCAACCAAACUCAAUAGAGCAGUUUGGGUCUGAUCAGAAUGCCAUGUUGUCACAACUAAGUGGGAUGGCUGGUCUCCACGGGCCAGGAGCCAAUAGCCAAGACCCACUGGGCCAGAACAUGAAUCACAACACCUUAGACAUCAUGUAGGCAGUCUACCUUACUGUGUCAAGUUGAGCCGAAACGCUCUCUGAUUCUUCGCAGAAACUGCACUCACCCAGGACAGUGUUACUGUUGUUGUUACAUCGCCUUUCUUUUUUAUACUAUUAUUAAAUGUUAUUUAAAAUGUUUUCAAUAAAGAUACAUUGAACUGAACUUCCUAUGGGAGAUGCAACAAUAAAUCAACCAGUCGAUAAAUGGAUUAGAAUAAACGAAUUGUAAGUUAUUGCUGUUAAUAUAUUUUUUUGCCAAUUGUGUACAAAGGGGGUGAUUUCUCUGCCACUCCUUUAAAGAAUACAAGACAGGUGAUAUUU